This is a messenger RNA of Seminavis robusta, 1308 nucleotides long. The record is from the annotation of a GenBank genome assembly. NCBI's taxonomy places the organism in Eukaryota, Bacillariophyta, Bacillariophyceae, Naviculales, Naviculaceae.
AUGGGCUAUAACGACGAGCACGGAAUCUUUGUCAUUGGUACCCCAGGGUACGGGUCCUCUGAGGACGUAGCGGCCCAUGUUGCCGCUCAGAAGCUUGCAGUGGAGGGCACGCCAUUGUCCGGCGUCUAUGCUGUGAUCAAGUACGAGUAUAGAGCUGAUCUAAUUGUCGCACAAGUCGAACCUUUGAUGGACUUCCUGGGCACCGACGAAGUGCGCGUAAUUGUAACCCACACCGACACUGCACCUCCAGGGGCCGACCCUCCCGAAGCUCUCGGAGCCAAAGUGGCCGAUAGACUAGGCAUCCGGAAGGAGCACAUUACUUUCAUCGAAAAAGAUACAGAAGGAUGCGUUCUUGCGCAAUUCAUUGCUAGAACACUUCACGAGCCAAUAGAAUUCAAAGUGAGCUCCACCCAGAUUGCAGCUCUAACAGGCCUGUCUGGUAUUCGGAAGUACAACAAGCCCAUCAAUCUCGUGCUUGCCAGGAUCAAAGUGGCCAGCGACGCCUGCCACAAAUUGGUGGAAGCGAGCAAGUCGUAUGAGACCGACCUGGCAGUCAUCGCCACUCAGAAUUUGGUUCGCAAGGUGGUGGCAGAGGAGAAGGAAUCCAUUUUCCGUGAGGCAUUCGAAAAUGUGGCCUCGGUCACAGAUCAGAACCUGAUCUAUGGAAAGGCUGGUGUCAGCCUAUCUCUGGCGCUUCAGCAGUUCAUUCUGACGACCAACAAGUGUCUCACAUGGGAUGUCACAGACCCACGCGACCCUCGCAAUAUCUACAAGAAGUGCCCCCAUUGCGACGCUGUCUAUGUGAAGGUGGCUGGUUGCAUACACAUCUAUCAGUGCGGGGGAGAAGGUCACAUACCUGAUGCUGAAGCACCCAAGACUUCCGAAGCGGUGGCGGCACAAUUUGCCCAAGAAGAGGAGACGAUUUGGGUCGAGUACGUUAUCAAUGGAACCGUCUACGUGGCGGAGGUCGUGAGAGAGAAGCUUCGAGGUUUCACCAAAACACUUGUUGCACGGGCAAGGACACAGGAUGAGGCCCGUUCGAAGUUAGAGAGUGCUACGGCCAAUGGUACUCGUGAGCUGAACAUUUUUUGUGGAAACAGCUUCAAUUGGAAUGAGGCACCACCCCUCAAUCCUGAGCAACUCGCCAAGCUAGGAGAAGUCCGACCAGAAAAGGCUGGCGAACUUGAGGUGCUCUCGAAAUCUAUCUUUGAUAAGCGUCUUCGUGAAACCACUGAUAAGAACAAGCAGCUGCUCCAAGAUGGGCUCAGGUCCGAGGGACUUGAUAUUGCCCCCCGCGUGGCCUCGUAA